Molecule: messenger RNA, 1184 nt
Organism: Oreochromis aureus
Lineage: Eukaryota; Metazoa; Chordata; Actinopteri; Cichliformes; Cichlidae
Product: E3 ubiquitin/ISG15 ligase TRIM25-like
Exons: 1
Coding region: 30-1184 (384 amino acids)
Molecular function (GO): zinc ion binding
Source: RefSeq, a predicted model, not a curated record
UCACACAGUCACUGACACUGAGAGGAGAAAUGGCACAGAAAGGAGUUCAGCUGGACCGAGAAACCUUCUCUUGUUCCAUCUGUUUGGAUCUACUGAAGGAUCCAGUGACUACAACCUGUGGACACAGCUACUGUAUGAACUGUAUUAAAAGUUUCUGGGAUGAAGAGGACAGGAAGGGAAUCCACAGCUGCCCUCAGUGCAGGAAGACUUUCACACCGAGGCCUGUCCUGGAGAAAAACAUCAUGUUAGCAGCUUUAGUGGAGCAGCUGAAGAAGACUGGACUCCAAGCUGCUCCAGCUGAUCACUGCUAUGCUGGACCUGAAGAUGUGGCCUGUGAUGUCUGCACUGGGAGGAAGCUGAAAGCCAUCAAGUCCUGUUUAGUCUGUUUGGCAUCUUACUGUGAGAAACACCUCCAACCUCACUAUGAUGCAGCUCCAUUAAAGAAACACAAGCUGGUGGCCCCCUCCAAGAAGCUCCAGGAGAACAUCUGCUCUCGUCAUGAUGAGGUGAUGAAGAUUUUCUGUCGUACUGAUCAGCAGAGUAUCUGUUAUCUCUGCUUGAUGGAUGAACAUAAAGGCCAUGAAACAGUCCCAGCUGCAGCAGAAAGGACUGAGAAGCAGAAGGAGCUCGAGGUGAGACGACUAAACAUCCAGCAGAGAAUCCAGGAGCGAGAGAAAGAUGUGAAGCUGCUUCAACAGGAGGUGGAGGCCAUCAAUGGCUCUGCUGAUAAAGCAGUGGAGGACAGUGAGAAGAUGUUCACUGAGCUGAUCCGUCUCAUCCAGAAAAGAAGCUCUGAUGUGAAGCAGCAGGUCAGAUCCCAGCAGGAAACUGAAGUGAGUCGAGUCAAAGAGCUUCAGGAGAAGCUGGAGCAGGAGAUCGCUGAGCUGAAGAGGAAAGACGGCGAGCUGGAGCAGCUCUCACACACAGAGGAUCACAACCAGUUGCUACACAACUACCCCUCACUGUCAGCCCUCAGUGAGUCUACACACUCAUCCAGCAUCAAUAUUCGUCCUCUGAGGUACUUUGAGGAUGUGACAGCAGCUGUGUCAGAGACCAGAGAUAAACUACAGGACAUUCUGAGAGAGGAAUGGACAAACAUCUCACUGACAGUCACUGAAGUGGAUGUUUUACUGUCACCACCAGAGCCAAAGACCAGAGCUGGAUUCUUAAAAAAAUUCACGUGA